Molecule: messenger RNA, 1061 nt
Organism: Lotus japonicus
Lineage: Eukaryota; Viridiplantae; Streptophyta; Magnoliopsida; Fabales; Fabaceae
Product: polyadenylate-binding protein 1-like
Exons: 6
Coding region: 68-724 (218 amino acids)
Molecular function (GO): RNA binding
Source: RefSeq, a predicted model, not a curated record
UCACAGUUGAAAUCCGAAAGAGGCAGAAGGAGGAGAAGGAAGAGAGCAUAGCAGAGAGUAGAGAGUGAUGGACCAGGAAGAGCACGAGGUCUACGGCGCCGACAUUCCCGAUGAGGAGGUGGAGAUGGACGCCGACGCCGACGCCGACGCCGAACAACAAGACCACGAUUUCGCCUCCAAUCACCCAAACAAGGACUUGGAGGACAUGAAGAAGAGGUUGAAGGAGAUCGAGGAAGAAGCUAGCGCGCUUCGCGAGAUGCAAGCCAAGGUUGAGAAAGACAUGGGUGCUGUUCAAGAUGCUGGCUCUUCUGCAACUCAAGCUGAAAAGGAGGAAGUGGAUGGUCGAUCAAUCUAUGUUGGCAAUGUUGACUAUGCAUGUACACCAGAAGAAGUCCAACAGCAUUUUCAGUCAUGUGGAACUGUGAACAGAGUGACAAUAUUGACAGACAAAUUUGGUCAACCAAAAGGAUUUGCUUAUGUAGAGUUUGUUGAGGCUGAGGCUGUUCAGAAUGCUGUCAUGUUAAAUGAAUCAGAAUUGCAUGGUCGGCAACUGAAGGUGUCUGCUAAGCGUACAAAUGUUCCUGGAAUGAAACAGUAUUUUGGAAGAAGGCCAGCUGGCUUCAGAUCUAGGAGGCCCUUCAUGCCUUAUGCACCAUUCUAUCCACCAUAUGCUUACGGAAGAUCUCCGAGGUAUAGAAGACCCAUGCGAUACAGGCCAUACUAGUGCUCCUUCUGUCAUUCCCAAUUCCAUAGGUGAUCACAUGUUUACGAUAAGACGAGGACAAGGCGUUAUUAAUUUGCCAUGUAAUAAUAUUCGUUGGUGGAGGAAGAACCUUAAGCUUUGUUUACACAGCCAAUUAGAUGUGUGAUAUGGACAAAUGUAGACUCAUCGUUUUGUUGCCGAACACGCACGGUCCUGGGCACUGAAUACAUCAAUGUAGGCAACUAUGCAGGGAAACUCAAUAGUUUCUUAGUUUGAAAUUUGACAUUAAACUAUUCAGUUCAAUGUUAUUUUUGUUUUUUAAAGAAAAUGAUAUGAACUUAAGUGUUUGAAUUGGUUA